AUGGGUGGUCUGAAGUUGACUUUUCGUCUCGGAAAUAGGAAAAACGUUCAAGGCGAGGAGGAAAGCAACGAUGGAUUCGGGCGAUGCGGACCCAACAACAAGGAGCGCGCACAUUGUGGAAGUUCCAGACCCGAAACCCAGGUUGCCAAGCUGAGAUCAAGCCCGGUGGAACAGAAAGCUAAGGACUAUCAUACGACUUCCACCAUGGCUUCCAUGAAAAAAAUUCCAGAAGCCUUUGUUAUGAAAGGGGUCCCUAAAGCGCUCAGCGCAGCGACACAAGCCGAAAGGCGGAACUUGCCUCUCAAAUCAGGCCGCGAAGUGAAAAUCACGCGGGAAACCCCGCUCAGUUUUGUUGCAGGGUUUCAGACUAAGGUAUCCCAAGACCCAAACUCCAAGAAGGACUCAACGAGGCACGCUUCAAGAUCUUCCCAGCAGACAUCUGCCGCGCAGAAAUACAUCGCCGCGAAAGAUGGAGGAACGACUUCAGGUAAAAGACGCCGGGACGCUGACGCAGCGAGCACCUUGAAGGAAAAAGUGUCCAACUUGGGAGAAGAAGUGGAUGAAAAGGUGUUGUCAGAUGACCGCAUUUUUGCUCGCGUUUUACGAACAAUUCCUUCGGCGUCACCACCAGAGAAAUCGACGUUGAAUGAUCUGAUCAAAGAGCUCCAGCUAGGAGACGAAAACAAUAUCUUUUCGACAGAGGGUACUGCUCCCGAAGUGAAGACCUCCUUCCAGUUGGAUUUCCUGACCCUCAGCGCAAAUGUGAGCGCAGGAAAGUACAUUGAUUGGGAUGGCUUCAUUUAUGACAUGGAGCGCAUCUUCCACAAUGCUCUUAUGCACAUUCCAGCUGCUUCGACUCAUAACAAGGUCGUGGCCCGUAUGUCAUUGAGGUCUAAGAUGUUGAUUGAACAGGCACGCAUGUCAGCAGGGAUCCUUGGUUCCAAGCACAUACAAGUUAAGCGCGAAGGUGAUGGAGUUUCUGACAUCGGAGGGAAAGGGGCUAUAAAAAUGAGAACAUUCGCUUCGAGAGUCACUGAUACAUUUCUUGAAGAAGAACAAGAAGAUAGGACAUUCGCACACGGCAUGACAAGGCAAGAAGUUGGUGGCAAUCGAGUUGAAGGCUCAACAAAAAGAAGGAAAUUUCCACACUUCAAGAGGUGUACGUUUAGCGAAGCUCGUUGCCCGAAGCAAAUAUCUGUUAUAUUGCCAGUGUCAGAGAGAUAUGCAUCCAGCAUACUCGCAUCAACGAAACUGGUUCACCCGACGAAUUUCUAUUUCCAAGCGCAACUACUUCCAGAGAGUUAUCGCGAGCAAAUGAAACGAUGGUGCCUGUCGACGAGAAAGCAUACAAACCAGGUGACAGCUGGCGUUUUAGAGGAGACAGUGGGCUACAUUUCCGAGUCAGUCCCGGAUAUUGUCCCGCCGAUUCCACCGAAGCUACCAACAUGUUCAAGACUCAAGAACUUGGCAGUGCACGGACGUGAAUCUCGUAUGAUUCCUACAGGAAAUCCCUCUGUUGCGAGCAUCGACGCCAAGGCUACUGCUGCGGAGAAUAAUGACACGUCAGUGCCACAUUUUGCUACCAUUGUCGAGACAACGUCUCAGGUAACUGCGUUAAGGCAUGCGGCUGUCAUAGCCGGAAGGAAAGCACAGGUGAUGGCAAAUAAAGCUGUAACGAUACUUUCGAAGGAUAAUGAUAAUCAAAUCCACGAGGCACGAGUCAACCCUCUGGUUACUAUUCUAAGCAAACUUAGUCUGACAUUCACAUCCAGAGCCGGAGGGCUCGAAGACAUAGUCCGGGCAAUUCACGCGAACUUGACGCAGCAGAUGCUAAGGAUGAAAAAAUGAGCUGCACCAGAACUGCACGCACCAAAGCAUUUGACUAUUUGUUUAGCAGGUUUGCUUCCAUGCGGACCGUCGUGUCACGAUGGAUUCUCGGCUUUGGAAAUGUUCCAUUGAGGCCAAUCGGAUGCAUCGCCUUCGAUUGAUGGUCCACAAUCACGGAAGUCGCGUUUCAUCUCGCAUGAAAGCUCUCUGGAGUACUUUAGGAGCACGGCCCUUUGGUGACCAAAUUUGCCCAAAGUUUGCGGCAAUUUCUGGGCUUGCCAAUCGUUGAGAUCCUCAAAAAAGUUACGCCUCGUGCGUAAUUUUCUGCAUCCGUGAUAUGAUCGAGCCGAACGCGCAGUUCCUUUGAGAGAUGGACGAAACGUCUCUGGUCGCGAACAUCUCUCCAAUUCAAGUGUUGUCAAAAUUGAUUUAGGAAUGGCGACUGGACUAUACGGCUUAUCCACCCACCAAUUCAUGAGUAAUGUUACCAGCAGCAAGGGUGCAGGUUUGAUAGUGUUGUUGCCGAUCACAAUAUGCUAAUAAAUUUACAUUGAUAGUGUGAUAAACCAGUAGAUAGAUAGAAUGUUAAGAGGGACCAAACUGCUAGAUGGGAGGGACCAAACUGCUGUGCGC
Messenger RNA from Micromonas commoda, 2460 nucleotides. Its product is annotated as bromodomain-containing protein. The transcript has a single exon. NCBI's taxonomy places the organism in Eukaryota, Viridiplantae, Chlorophyta, Mamiellophyceae, Mamiellales, Mamiellaceae. Gene Ontology annotation, molecular function: protein binding. Bases 1 to 1848 code for a protein of 615 amino acids. The record is from RefSeq and is a predicted model, not a curated record.